Molecule: messenger RNA, 1536 nt
Organism: Cordyceps fumosorosea ARSEF 2679
Lineage: Eukaryota; Fungi; Ascomycota; Sordariomycetes; Hypocreales; Cordycipitaceae
Product: cytochrome P450 alkane hydroxylase
Exons: 6
Coding region: 1-1536 (511 amino acids)
Molecular function (GO): iron ion binding; oxidoreductase activity, acting on paired donors, with incorporation or reduction of molecular oxygen; monooxygenase activity
Source: RefSeq, a predicted model, not a curated record
AUGCUCAUCGAGGCUGUCAAUAUCAAGACGGUGGCCUUGGCCAUCCCCGCUUGCCUGCUAUUGUUCUUCAUCAUCAACUGGCUCACCAUCGCGUACAAGGUCGCCAAGUCGCCAGGCAUCCGGGCUCCUUCGAUUGGAGACAAUCCCUUCUCUGCCCUCAGCACCGCCUUGACCGCAGUCCACUACCAGAACCAGAACCGCCUCUACGAAUUCUUCCUGCGCAUGUUCUCCGCCGCCACCCCCGCCUCGCCCAACGCCGUCGAGAUCCUCUUCUUCGGCCGCCGCAUCAUCUUCACCCAGGAGCCCGAGCACAUCAAGACCGUCCUGACCGCCAAGUUUGCCGACUAUGGCAAGGGACCCAAGUUCCACGAGGUCUGGGCGCCCUUCCUCGGCGACAGCAUCUUCACCACCGACGGCGCCCAGUGGCACGACAGCCGCACCCUCAUCCGCCCAAUGUUCGUCAAGGACCGCGUCCGCGACAUGGACAUCUUUGCGCGCUGGUCCGACAAGCUCCUGGAGAAGAUGCCGCCGGCCGGCGAGACGGUCGACAUGUGCGAUCUGUUCUACCGCAUGACGCUGGACCUCACCACCGACUUCUUGCUCGGCCAUGGCGUGGGUAGCCUCGACAACCCCAAUAGCGAAUUCUCCAACGCCUUUACCGUCGUUCAGCGACUCCAAAUGAUUUUGACAAUUCUCUUCCCAUUCCGCCACUUUGUUCCCCAAAAGGCAUACCGUGACGGAGUCAAGACCCUGGAAAAGUUCAUGACCCCGUAUAUCCAGCAGACCCUGUCUCUCACGCAAGACGAGCUCGAGAAGCUGUCCAAGUCGGACAAGGGCUUCACCUUCCUCCACAACAUCGCCCUCUUCUCCCGCGACCCCAAGGUCAUCCGCGACCAGAUCAUGGCCGUCCUCCUCGCCGGCCGCGACACCACCGCCGCGACGCUUUCCUGGACCAUCUACGAGCUGGCCAACUACCCUGAAGUCUGGACCAAGCUUCGCGAGGCUGUUCUGGAAAAGGUCGGGCCGACACGCAACCCGACCUAUGAAGACAUCAAGGGCAUGACUUACUUGACUCAUGCCAUUAAUGAGACACUACGCCUGUACCCGGCCGUACCUUACAACAUCCGCUCCUGUCUGCAAGAUUCUACACUUACCGGCGCACCUGGAAAGCCCGACAUUGCGUGCUUUAAGGGCAACCACGUCAUCUACAGCACCUACGCCAUGCAGCGCCGCCGCGACCUCUAUCCCCCCGUGUCCGAGACGUUCGCGGACCCGGACGUCUACAGCCCGGACCGCUGGGACCACUGGACGCCGCGGCCCUGGCAGUACGUGCCCUUUAAUGGCGGGCCGCGCAUCUGCAUCGGCCAAAACUUUGCCGUCACCGAGAUUGGCUACGUCUUGGUAAAAUUACUGCAGAAAUACGAGAGACUUGAGUAUCGCGACGAUUGGAAGGCGCAGUUUCACAAGGCAGAGAUUGUCGGCUGUCCGGGACGCGGCGUGCCCGUGGCGUUUUUCGAGCCGGAAUCGAAGAAUUGA